UUACAGUAAAAGAAGAGGAGGAAGAGAAAGAGGAGGAUGCAGUUUUUGAAGUGAAGGAGGAGGAGGGGGAGAUGACUGUCAUAUUGACAGAGGAGUCAGGAGAUCUGAUUACCAGCAGAGAGGGACCAGACUCUCACUCUGACAGCGGGGAGACUCCUUCAGGGGAACCAGACCCAGAGACGCCCAAACCAGCGCGACAACACCACUGUUCCCAGUGUGGAAAGAAUUUUAAGUGGUUAAGGAACCUGAAAGUACAUGAGAGAACGCAUACAGGAGAAAACCCUUACGAUUGCUCCCACUGUGGAAAGAGUUUUACCAAGUUAGGGAACCUAAAAGAGCAUGAGAGGACACACACAAGAGAAAAGUGUUUCCAAUGUUCCCAGUGUGGAAAGGGGUUUACCCAGUUACGGUACCUGAAACAACAUGAAGAAAUACACACAGAAGAUAGGAAGACCUACCACUGCUCUCAGUGUGGAAAGAUAUUUACUGGGUUAGGGAACCUGAAAAUACAUAUGAGAAUACACUCUGGAGACAAGCCUUACCACUGUUCCCACUGUGUAAAGAGUUUUACUCAGUUAGGGAGCCUGAAAACACAUGAGAGGGGACACACUGGAGAGAAGCCUUAUCACUGUUCCCACUGUGGGAAGAAUUUUAGGUGGUAUGUGAGCCUGAAGGAGCAUGAGAGAAUACACACAGGAGAAAAGCCGUACCACUGUUCCAAUUGUGAAAAGAGUUUUACCCAUCAAGGGAGCCUGAAAGUGCAUGAGAGAAUACACUCAGGAGAAAAACCUUACCAAUGUUCCCGGUGUGAAAAGAGUUUUACCCGGUUAGGGAGCUUGAAAAGGCAUGAGAGAAUACACACAGGAGAAAAGCCUUUCCAACAUACUAAGACACAGGAGGAGAAGACAUACCACUGCUCUCAUUGUGAAAAAACAUUUUCCCAGUCAGAGGACCUGAAAUCACACGAGAGAAUAGAGAGGCUGUGUUCUGACUUAUGUUUUUGAUUGAGAAAUUGUGUUUUUGUUCAUGCUACAUUAAAUCAUAUUGUAUGAAUGAAAACAUACUGAAAAAUAGGUCAACAUUUUAUUUUCCAGAUCAAGACAUGAUCAUGUCAAAUCGGAUUAAAAUAGUUAAAAAAUAUAUAUUAUGAACUUAAGAUUGAUUGAAUGCAAGUGUAAACCCCUACAUGUUGUUCACUAUACAAUUGAGAUAUUUCAAAAAUGUUAAUUAUUAAAUAGAUUAAUGUUAGUAUUUCUUCAUUCAGAUUGUCAUUGUAAAUGCGAAUUGGUUCUCAAUUGACAUAUCUGAUUAAAUAAAGGGGAAAUAAAGUAUAUGCCAUAUUAUUUAUGGGAGUCUAUUUGAUUCUAAAUUCUGACAUAUAAAGUGUGUAUGUGAAAACAAUUUUUAAGAUGCUGCGUAGUGAUUUUCCAAACUCACUUCAAAGAGAGAGACUUGAGGAUGUGACAUGUUUGUGACAUCACUGCUAUUUCCAAUCUGAGUGUCCAUUCCAUCCUUUCCUCUAUUUAGAAUCUAAUAGUGUUCCUUUCUUCUAUUUAGAAUCUAAUAGUGUUCCAUUCCAUCCUUUUCACUAUAUAGAAUCUAAUAGUGUUCCUUUCCUCUAUUUAGAAUCUAAAUAGCAGCAGCCUCUAAUGUGCUAGUGAUGGCUA
Molecule: messenger RNA, 1667 nt
Organism: Salvelinus sp. IW2-2015
Lineage: Eukaryota; Metazoa; Chordata; Actinopteri; Salmoniformes; Salmonidae
Product: zinc finger protein 135-like
Biological process (GO): regulation of transcription by RNA polymerase II
Cellular component (GO): nucleus
Molecular function (GO): DNA-binding transcription factor activity, RNA polymerase II-specific
Source: RefSeq, a predicted model, not a curated record